CUUUCAUCAAUGGCAUUGACUGCGCAUGCGCGAUCAUUCAACAACGUUCUGUCUCAGAAAGUCCCUAGUGCUCCAGAGCGUCAGCUUCAGGCAUGACUGAAGAAAGAAACGGUGGACGCAUACCUCAUGCACUUACCUUCAGAGACGAAGCAACCCAUAUUACAAACCAUAAAGACGCCAAGGGUGCUUCAGCCAUAUGCGACGAUUACACUACGCUUUGGGACGACUCCUUCGAUGACCUAUGGAACGCGUUGAACAGCCAGACCGGUGCCACUGACGACAACGAUGUCGCUCACGGCGGAAGCACCUGCUACCCGAAUGUGGUGUCCAGCAGCAGCGCCAAUCACGCCUCGCCCAGUACAAGCCGCCCUGGCAUGGAGAAAGCAUUGUCCAUUCCGGAAGACAUCGCGAGAAUUGCUGAGAGCACCUGGGUUCACCUAUGGAACACGCAGUGCUACCCGAUUCUAGGCUCACCAAUCGUCCAAGAACACACAGAGAAGAAAGAAAACGGAAGCACCGACUACACGCUUCCGGCCUACAGCACCAGCGGCGGCAGCGGUGGUGAAAUGUCCAGUGAAAGCCACGCGGGCAUGGACCAAGCAUCAGGCAUUUCGGUGAGCGAUGCUAGGAAUGCUACUGGAACGGGAGGAAGAGAACAGCAAGUGUUCUGCGAUGUCUGCGGCAAUGUUUCCAGCAGACGGGAUGCCUUACACGGGCACGCCAACGAACACACGGACGACACAGCCUACAUUUGCGAAGCAUGUGAUCAAUCGUCUGUUAAGGGGUCUAAGUUCGUAGAACGUUGCCUGAAGCGCACAGGUGGGAACCACAAAUGCAAAACAUGUGGUAAAUUCUUCCGCCGGGCUGAUCAUCUAGCUGUACAUAGCCGCACGCAUACAGGCGAGAAACCUUACAAAUGCCAAAUAUGUGACAAAACUUUCCGGCAGUCUCAACAUCGACGUAACCAUGAACGUAGACAUGUAGAUGAGAAACCCUUCAAAUGCCAGAUAUGUCAUAAAUCGUUCCGGCUAUGUAGUGAUCUGGAUGUCCAUAAGCGCACGCAUACGGGCGAGAAAUCCUAUAAAUGCAGAACAUGUGAUAAAUCGUUCACGCACCACUCGAAUUUUUAUAGACAUCGAUGGACUCACUCGGAUAAGAAAUCACCAUGUCUGGGGAAAAUGUACUAAACGACGCAGCAGCAAACAAGCUGCACUCAACAGACGUCUCAACUCGCUAUGUGGAGACCGCGGUUUCGUUCGCGAAAUAUGUGAUCGAUCCUCCAAGUCCAACUAAGGCCUCAGUCAUCGCCGUUGAAGAAUGCACGAGGAUGAAAUGCAGUGUCAGUGUAGGCAGUUGCGGCUUUUGUUUUCCAGAGAAAGAAACACUAGACAUACAUCUGUGCCAGAAAAUUGCGCGCCACUUAUUGUGGAGAUUCAUUUGGAGACACGGCUCAACUGAUGAGACCCCUCGUGACACAUACAGGUGGGCAGUCAUAACAGUGUGAUCGGUGCGAACGUAAAUGACCCGCGACUUGUGCCUAGGAACGUGAGAGAGAAGCCAUGGAGGAAAACAACGCUGACAUUCUCCCAUAGCAGUAGUGAGAAAUUACAUAUAUGCACCGUGUGCAGAUAGCGACUUCUUACGCCACUGAACACGGCUGAGUGAAAUGCACAAUGUAAACGGCGCCAUAUGGUUUUUUGAAACUACGAGACAAGACGUCGCCACCAGAAGUGUUUGGUGUGCUUCAAUGUUCAAGCACACUGCAGAUCCUGGCCAACGCUCGCUUGCUUGCAGAAUUACGUUGUUGACCGCCGUAGCUUUAUCAAACUCAUUUCAAGACAAAGCCUAAUGGGCUGCAAGCUUCUGUUUUAUGUAACUAGACGGUUGAACUGAAAACAUGAGCUCCUUGACCCCUCGUUUAUUUAGAGCAACUAUUUCUGCAAACAUUUUGACAGUGCACUGGUAAACAAGCUUUGAUCAGUCUUCAUAGCGAUUUGUCACUAUGAAUUCAAGACAAUAUCACUCAUUAGGAAGCAUUUGAAAAAGGAGGCGCUGAGCUCUUGUCAACUAAUAAGUAAUUUCUGCCACUAAUCAAGGUCCGACGGCCCUGUUGCCUUCCAGAGAAAGUACUUGCAGAUGCUUUUACAAUAUACUGUCACGUUGUGCCCGUAAGAAAAUUUAUUUCCUUCAAAUUUUGUUGAAUAUUGACUCUUAAUGUAGUCUGGCUCUUGUAUUCAUAUAGAAAAUCUUGGUUCUGUAUGUUAAACUAGGCUGAUGACAGAAUUGUGACUAUUAAAUUCAAAUAGUUUGGUGCUUCACUAUAUGAUAUUUGCUCCCACUUCGAAGAUGUUUAGUUCUUGUUUUGUUUUGCUUGAACAUCUGUCAGUUUUAAGGGGCAGUUCUUUUAUCUACUCGGACGUCGUCUGCUUUGACUUGCCGUGCUCUAAAAUUACAGCUUUAGAAACUUUUUAGUCUGGUGUGACAAACGUAUUUGUGCGAGCAAUGACAAGUGAGGCACAGUUUUUAGUUGUAUUACUGACACGCGUGCUUAUGUGUUUUUCCUGUGAACGCGUUUCACCGGAUAACAAAUGUUUAGUUACCGCUCAGCGCAAGACUUGCCUACAUGUGCCAGAACAUUCUCGAUCCUUUUCACUAAUUCUAUCUUUUGUCUAUGGUAUAGAUAAACAUUUUUUAUUCAUAUACCAUGCGCGGCCACCAGCAAUUAAGGUCGAAUUUUCGAUGAGGUCAUUCUUAAAAUGUCAACACUUACCUCGAACAAAACUGCAUUUUAUGUCCGGCUCAGCAUGGUUUUCGCAAAGGCUCAUCCACAGUCACUCAACUAAUCGGAUCUCCAGUGGCCUAGACAACCAAAACCAAACCAACCUUCCUCAAUUUUUCAAACGCAUUUGAUUGCGUUUCACGCCAGAAACUAAUGUUAAAAUUUGAGCACAGUUUCGAGAAGGGACGAAUUGGCGAAAGCAUAUAUACUACUUCACUAACCGGACACAAUUCGUGCAGUUUAGCGAUUCGAAUUCCAAACUAACUCAGGUUACCUUUGGUGUGCCCAAAGGCAAUGUUCUAGCACCUAUACUAUAUUUGGUAUAUAUUUAUGACUAGUUCACUGACAUUCACGUCAAAAUAACUGUUCGCUGACGAUUGUAUACUGUAUAAAGGAAUUACUUCGUCAGAUGACCAUGUAAAUCUUAAGAAUGCACUGAAAUUAUAUCUGUGUGUUGUACGAAGUGGCACGUAACUCUCAAAUUAUAACAUCUGUUCUUUUGAGAUUAACACAAAAGCACCUUGUAUAGGAGUUCCCUUACACCAUAAAUGAUGACUCCAUAACAGCAGUCACAGAGCACGAGUAUGUAACGCUAACGUCUGAGUUUAGGUGAAAUUCUCGAGUUAAUCACAUUACUUCAAUGGUGCAAAGUCGACUUUUCUUUUUUAAGCGGCGCCUACGCCAAACACCACGCGAAAUUAAAUUGCUAUCUUACAAUGAACUCGUGAGAUCAACCCUAGAAUAUGCUAUCUCAGCUUGGUUUCCGUCGACUAAACAAUUAAAUUAACAUGAUAGAAAGAGUGCAAAGAAAAGCAAUUAGAUUCUUCUUCAACAAAUGUGGACUUACAUAGUCUCCGAGUGUUCUACUAAAGAAUGCCGGAAUACUCAAAAUAGAAAAUGAAACCACACUCGCACGGUUAACAUUACUGCACCAGUUAAUUCGUAAGGUAAAUGUUUAUUGUUCCAAGUGCAUUACCAUAGCAAACACCCUAAUAACACUGCUUAAAAAUUCGUACACCAUACAAUAAUAUUGUUUUCAAUCUGACUAUUUUAUAUACUCUUUUUUUUUCUCUAGCCAUAAGGCAGUGGAAUGGUUUACCUCCCUUUUUCACAAAUAGUUCUUGCUUACGUAUUUUUCGUCACUUGAAAGCAACUUACUGGGUUCUCAGCUAUGAUGAUACUAUGAUGAUGCUAUGAUUUGAUGAUACUGCGCUCAAUUGCUAGCCUUGUUUCCAACGCUUUUGUAGAUACCGCUAGAAUGGAUCGGUAUAAAUAUAUAACCCUUUAUAUUUCGCACUUUAUAGAUGCUAAUUAUUAUACGUUUGUUAUGCAGAUUAUAUAUUCCUAUCUUGUAUUUUCUUAUAUUUUUACGAUGACUUUACGAUGUUUAUUGUUAGACCUUGCUCCCCUACUGCAAUAAGCCCUUAUGGGAUUGGCAGAAUGUUCUAAAAAAAUAAAGCAUGACGUCAUAAUCAGUCCGCCGCUCGUUAGCCGCAAAUCACUUUUUGGACGAUCGACGCAUGUGUUCGGCACAAUUUUUCUGCCCGAGUGUAGCGUGUCUCCUGGUUCACGUCCGCCCAAUAAUAAAGAAUGUGAUGUUCAACUUUUC
Molecule: messenger RNA, 4388 nt
Organism: Dermacentor albipictus
Lineage: Eukaryota; Metazoa; Arthropoda; Arachnida; Ixodida; Ixodidae
Product: zinc finger protein 436-like
Biological process (GO): regulation of transcription by RNA polymerase II
Molecular function (GO): RNA polymerase II cis-regulatory region sequence-specific DNA binding; DNA-binding transcription factor activity, RNA polymerase II-specific
Source: RefSeq, a predicted model, not a curated record